AUGAAGACAUUGGACCACCUUAUCGGUGUGACUAGACACCAUGCCGCCACCACUAACAGCAGCCUCGCAGGAGGCAUUGGUACCGGUGUCGUGGCCGCUGUGGAUGUCAUCCACGAGAAUGGUGAAUAUGCCCACCCUCCCACAUUGCCUGUUCUGGGUCCCACCAGCUCUGGGUAUCACAACUAUCCUAAUUCAACUCGUUUCAACUCCCUUACGAACGGCCACUCAGAGGCAUCACUUGGGCGAGGAGCGGACUCUGUGAGUCAGAGUUUUUAUCAGCAUAACCCACAUCGGUCGCCGUCUUCUGGAGGUGGUGCACACACCCUACCGAUCGAAAGUGGGUCCUACUGCAACUUUCUGGAGGAAAGUACGGUUGGUGUCAGCUUCGCUGCAACUCCCUUCGAUGGAUACUCCAAUUUUCACAACUCAACUUCCAUUGCGGGUGCAGCAAUCAGUAAUCAUUUGCCUGUUACCGGUCCUUCCUCAUCGGACUCGCAUGAUCCGAAUGCCAAUCGAACGAACCUUGACAUCGCUCAUCCGCGCACCUUCAUGGAUGGACCUUCGCCAUCAGUACCCAGCUCUUUUCAGGGUGUACGCAAUUCGCGUUUAUUGCUAGCCUCUAGUGAUGAUCCAGACACCCUACAUUUGGGUCUGAGCUUUCAGCUACCAGAACGAAUGGCCCCGCAUGCCUCCCAAGAGACUUUGAGUGCCACCGCGUCACUAAUUUCAGUUUUCCACGGACCUCCAUCAACCCCUAACAGCCUUCAGCAGACUUUUCCAGAGCUCGCCUAA
This is a messenger RNA of Dicrocoelium dendriticum, 792 nucleotides long. Lineage: Eukaryota; Metazoa; Platyhelminthes; Trematoda; Plagiorchiida; Dicrocoeliidae. The record is from the annotation of a GenBank genome assembly.